AUGGCGGACUACGGUGAGGAUGUUUGGGAGAACGACUAUGACGAGAACGAGGAGGACAUGGAGGAUGAGUCCAUCACCGCCGAGGACUGUUGGACCGUGAUCUCAUCCUUCUUCGCCAAGAAGGGUCUCGUGUCGCAGCAGAUUGACUCUUUCGACGAGUUCGUCACAACGACUGUUCAGAGCCUGAUGGACGAAUACUCCACCGUCAGCCUCGACCAGAAGCUACCGCCAAGCGACGAACCCGAGCCUGCGCGUAUGCGCCGAUACGAGAUCAAGUUUGGCCAUGUCCUUGUCACCCGUCCCAACGUCACCGAAGGUGAUGGUGCAGUCAAGAACCUUUUGCCCUAUGAAUGCCGCGACCGGAAUCUUACCUACUCUUGUCCCAUUUACGUUCGCAUAACAAAGGAGGUGAAGAUCGCGAGAGAAAAGGAAGUCCCGUAUGACGAGAUGGACCCAGACCAGCGCCAGCACUACGAGGAGACUCAGGAACGCCCCACGACCAUAGUAUGGGAGAUGGAGGAGUCCGAAAAAGCAGGCGACAAGAAGAAGACCGGUCCUGAGCAUUUGCGAGACAUGGUGUACAUUGGAAAGAUGCCCAUCAUGGUCAAGUCACAGAUUUGUCACUUGCGCAACGAGGACGAUGCCGGCCUGUUCCUACUGAAUGAGUGCCCUUACGAUCAGGGUGGUUACUUCAUCAUCAACGGCAGUGAAAAGGUGUUGAUCGCCCAGGAGCGGUCUGCAGCCAACAUUGUGCAGGUCUUCAAAAAGGCCCAGCCAAGUCCAGAUCUGUACCAUGCCGAGAUUCGAAGUGCGCUGGAGAAGGGCUCUCGACUCAUCAGCUCCUUGACCUUGAAGCUCAAGGCCAAAGGCGAGACAGGACGAGGCGGUUUUGGCCAAACCAUAUCCACCACGCUACCGUACAUCAAAUCCGACGUUCCGAUCGCCAUCGUGUUCCGAGCGCUCGGUAUGGUCAGUGACGAAGACAUCCUGAACGCUGUCUGUUACGACCACAACGAUACCCAGAUGCUGGAGAUGCUGCGACCUUGUAUUGAGGAAGCAUUUGCUGUACAGGAUCGUGAGGUUGCCCUUGACUUCAUUGGCAGGCGCGGGAAUAACGGUCACCAAGUCGCCAAAUACAUUCGUAUCAAGAACGCCAAGGAUGUCUUACAAAAGGAGCUGUUGCCACAUAUCGCCCAGACCGAAGGUUGCGAGACGAGGAAGGCGUUUUUCCUUGGUUAUAUGACUCACAAAUUACUGCAGUGUGCUCUCGGUCGGCGCGAUACCGACGACCGUGACCAUUUCGGCAAGAAGCGAUUGGACUUGGCUGGACCACUCCUGGCAAAGUUGUUCCGAAAUAUUGUCAAGAAGCUCACAGGCGAUCUCAUGGCCUACAUGAAGCGAUGCAUUCAAGAAGAAAAGGGCUUUGACCUCACACUUGGUAUCCGUCACGGCACUUUGACCAACGGCCUCAAGUAUUCUUUGGCGACUGGAAACUGGGGCGACCAGAAGAAGGCUAUGAGCUCUACUGCUGGCGUCUCCCAGGUUUUGAAUCGCUACACCUUCUCCUCCACGCUCUCCCAUUUACGGCGCACAAACACACCCAUCGGCCGUGAUGGAAAGUUGGCCAAGCCGCGUCAACUGCACAACACUCACUGGGGAUUGGUCUGUCCAGCAGAAACCCCCGAAGGUCAGGCUUGUGGUCUUGUCAAGAACUUGUCGCUCAUGUGCUACGUGAGUGUUGGAACACCAGCAGACCCCAUCAGAGAAUUCAUGAUCCAGCGGAACAUGGAGGUACUGGAAGAGUACGACCCUGCUUCAAACCCAUUCGCGACCAAGAUCUUCAUCAACGGCACGUGGGUUGGUGUUCACCAGGACCCAAAGCACCUCGUCAGUCUUGUCCAGGACCUCCGACGCAAGAGUAUCAUUUCCCACGAGGUCUCCCUUGUCCGUGACAUUCGUGACCGUGAGUUCAAGAUUUUCUCAGAUGCUGGCCGAGUGAUGCGGCCUUUGUUCGUAGUAGAGCAAGAGGACAACCAUGAAACCGGCGCGAUGAAGGGUACUUUAGUGCUCAACAAGGAACACAUCCGGCGUCUCGAGGCUGAUCAGAAUCUGAACCCGGCGGACGACGAGUACUUUGGCUGGGACAGUCUGCAGCACAGUGGCGUCAUUGAGUAUCUGGAUGCCGAGGAAGAAGAGACGGCGAUGAUCUGCAUGAGCCCUGAAGAUCUUGAUGAGUAUCGAGAGGCAAAGAAGAGGCCAAAGCAGACCGAAGAAGAACACCACCAAGAGAAAUUGGACCGCCUCAAUGACGACUCGACGGAUCUGAACGCCCGGGUCAAGACAAAGAUCAACACUGACAUCAACAUGUACACCCAUUGUGAGAUCCAUCCAAGCAUGCUUCUCGGGAUUUGUGCAAGCAUUAUUCCGUUCCCGGAUCACAACCAGUCCCCGCGAAACACCUACCAGUCGGCUAUGGGUAAACAAGCCAUGGGCUUCUUCCUUACCAACUACUCUCGGCGCAUGGACACGAUGGCAAACAUUCUGUACUACCCUCAGAAACCUUUGGCGACAACGCGCUCCAUGGAAUUCCUCAAGUUCCGAGAGCUUCCUGCCGGCCAGAAUGCGAUUGUAGCCAUCGCCUGUUACUCGGGUUACAACCAAGAGGAUUCCGUCAUCAUGAACCAGAGCAGUAUUGAUCGCGGCCUAUUCCGAAGUCUCUUCUUCCGUUCUUAUACCGACUCGGAAAAGCGAGUGGGCAUCAACGUUGUCGAGUCUUUCGAGAAGCCGUUCCGCUCCGACACACUCCGAUUGAAGCACGGCACAUACGACAAGCUCGACGAUGACGGAAUUAUCGCACCCGGCGUUCGUGUCUCCGGUGAAGACAUCAUCAUUGGAAAGACAUCGCCGAUCAACCCUGACAACCAAGAACUGGGGCAACGGACUGCACAACACGUCAAGCGAGAUGCUUCGACUCCACUUCGAAGCACAGAGAGUGGUAUCAUCGACUCCGUCAUCGUCACGACCAACCAAGAUGGUUUGCGCUACGUGAAGGUCCGUGUUCGUACCACUAAGAUCCCUCAGAUUGGUGACAAGUUUGCUUCUCGUCACGGUCAGAAGGGCACUAUUGGUGUUACUUACCGUCAGGAGGACAUGCCCUUCAGUCGGGAAGGUGUUGUGCCCGACAUCAUCAUCAACCCCCACGCUAUUCCGUCGCGUAUGACAAUUGCCCAUUUGGUCGAGUGUCUCUUGUCCAAGGUGUCGACCUUGAAGGGAAUGGAAGGCGAUGCAACGCCCUUCACCGAUGUCACUGUCGACUCUGUCUCUGACCUGCUUCAAGCGCACGGAUAUCAGUCACGUGGCUUUGAAGUCCUCUACCAUGGGCACACAGGGCGCAAGCUCAAAGCUCAGGUCUUCUUCGGCCCGACAUACUAUCAACGUCUACGACACAUGGUGGAUGACAAGAUUCACGCCCGUGCUCGCGGUCCGGUGCAGAUCAUGACGCGGCAGCCCGUAGAGGGUCGUGCCCGGGACGGUGGUCUUCGUUUCGGAGAAAUGGAACGUGAUUGUAUGAUUGCUCACGGUGCCGCAGCCUUCCUCAAGGAGCGUCUGUUCGAGGUGUCAGAUGCAUUCAGAGUCCAUAUUUGUGAGAUCUGUGGACUCAUGACGCCGAUUGCAAACCUUACCAAGCAGUCCUUCGAAUGCCGGCCCUGCAAGAACAAGACCAAGAUUGCGCAGGUGCACAUUCCGUAUGCUGCCAAGCUACUUUUCCAGGAGCUGGCAGCUAUGAACAUCGCCUCGCGCAUGUUCACUGAUAGGUCGGGCGUGUCCAUCCGAUAA
This is a messenger RNA of Diaporthe amygdali, 3837 nucleotides long. RefSeq names its product DNA-directed RNA polymerase II subunit RPB2. Bases 1 to 3837 code for a protein of 1278 amino acids. The transcript is spliced from 3 exons. Gene Ontology annotation, molecular function: DNA binding; DNA-directed RNA polymerase activity; ribonucleoside binding. NCBI's taxonomy places the organism in Eukaryota, Fungi, Ascomycota, Sordariomycetes, Diaporthales, Diaporthaceae. The record is from RefSeq and is a predicted model, not a curated record. Gene Ontology annotation, biological process: DNA-templated transcription. Gene Ontology annotation, cellular component: RNA polymerase II, core complex.